AUGCGGUCACUGACGUCCGGUAUCGUUACCGUGAAGCAUUCUCAGCUGUCAAAAUUCCGUUUGCAACAGCAGGCGGUGACAAGUCAGCUUCUCGCCAACCAACGGGAGGCCCAGGAACAACAUCGGAUGCUUAUGCAGCAGAAUCGUGAUGCUCUUCAGAAUAUUAGGUUGCAGAUUCCAGAGAGUCCGGAGACCAUCCUGGAUUCGAUCGGUGCAAAUAUAAAAGACUUCCGAUAUGACACGGAGGAAGGCGUUACGUUCGCGGCUUGGUUUUCACGAUACGAUGAGUUAUUCGCGAAAGAUGCUGCAAGGUUAGAUGACGCAGCCAAAGUGAGGUUAUUAGUCCGGAAGUUGGGAGUAGCUGAACACGAACGCUUCCUGAGUUUCAUCAUGCCUAAGACUCCUAAGGAUUUUAACUUCCAGCAGGUCGUGAAUAAGCUCAAGACUUUGUUUGGAGCAGCGGAAUCAGUGAUUAGUAAGCGCUACCGUUGCUUACAGACAACAAAGUCUCCAACAGAGGACUAUUUGUCUUAUGCUUGUCGUGUCAAUAAGAACUGCGUAGAGUUUGAACUGUCAAAGCUCUCAGAGGACGAAUUUAAGUCACUGGUAUUCGUCUGCGGAUUAAAAGGUGAAUCCGAUACUGAUAUCCGCACUCGUCUCCUUACUAAGAUCGAGGACAGCAUAGCUGUCACUCUCGAACAGUUGUCGACCGAAUGUCAAAGGCUAAUGAACCUCCGACAUGAUACAGCCAUGAUCGAGGGUGGUUCCAAUUCGGUCAACGUUAUCAGCGGAAAACAUCAGAAAUUCCGGAAGCAGACGAAACAGGAGAGUUUCCCGAAACAUUCAUCACCGGCAAAUGAGAAGAAAAGGCCGUCUGAGCCGUGUUGGAAUUGUGGGUUGAUGCAUUUCAGCCGUGAUUGCACUUUCAAAAACCAUCAGUGUGCCGAAUGCAAGCGUUACGGCCACAAAGCAGGUUAUUGUGGAAGUGCCAAGAAAACGUCCCGUCCGAAUUUCAAGCGGAUGUCUCAGCGUUUACCUGUAGAUACUAAAACCGUCGAAGUAUCAGUGGGUGUAGUUCAAGAUAGACGAAAGUUCGUUUCUGUCAUGUUAAAUGGAGUGUCCGUUCGAAUGCAGUUUGAUACCGCUUCGGACAUAAGUGUCGUAUCUGUCCGUACAUGGAAGCAGCUAGAAAGUCCGGAAGAGAAACCACCGUCGGUGGAAGCUAAAGCAGCCUCCGGUCACCCACUCAAGCUAGUUUCACAGUUCGACUGUCCAGUGAGUGUCAAGGGUGUAACGCAUGUAGGUACGAUUUUCGUCACGGAGAGGGACUUGCACAUCCUAGGUCUGGAUCUAAUCGAAGCAUUCCAGCUUGAUUCGGUUCCAAUGAGUGCAUUCUGUAACGAAGUCUCCGUAUCAUCGCCGUUAGCGGAUCGUCUCAAAGCGCAGUAUCCGCAAGUUUUCAGCAGCGAGCUGGUGGCGUAUGCCAUGUAUGAUACGGUGGAUGAUGAGCUUGAUCGGCUGGAGCGUAUAAAUAUCACCACGCCGGUAGAAUAUUCGGAGUGGGCGGCUUCAAUAGUGGUAGUCCGAAAAGCGAACGGGAGCAAAAGAAUUUGUGGGGAUUACUCCACUGGUUUGAAUGACGCCCUUCAACCAAAUCAGUAUCCCUUGCCCCUUCCACAGGACAUCUUUGUAAAGCUCGGUAAUUGCAAGAUUUUCAGCAUAAUUGAUAUGUCCGAGUCCUAUCUUCAGCUGGAAGUCGACGAGCCCACCAGUAAACUCCUGGCCAUUAACACUCACCGGGGCAUUUACAAGGUCAACCGUUUAGCACCCGGACACACGAGUGGAUACAUCGACAACAUCGUCGUCGGUGGGCGUACCGAAAAAGAGCAUUGGGAGAACCUGAAGGCACUAUUUGAACGUCUACGAGAGUUUGGAUUUACCAUACGUCUGGAGAAGUGCUCCUUUGAGGCUAGCCAAAUUAAGUACCUGGGACACUUGCUGGAUCAACAUGGGGCUCGACCGGACCCAGGAAAGGUUGAAGCGAUCAGACAAAUGCCUGCACCUGCCGACAACUAUUACGGCAAAUUCGUGCCAAAUAUGCGUGCCCUACGAUUCCCUUUGGACGAGUUGCUGAAGGCGGGCACGAAGUUCGAGUGGACGACGGAAUGUCAGUCAGCUUUCGAUAAUUUUAAAGACAUCCUGUCGUCGGAGCUGCUCCUAACGCACUACAACCCUGAGCUAGAAAUAAUUGUCGCUGCCGACGCAUCGUCCAUUGGUUUAGGAGCCACGAUUAGUCAUCGGUUUCCUGACGGUUCUGUGCGAGUUAUCCAGCAUGCAUCUAGAUCCCUAGCCCCAGCGGAACGAAACUAUAGUCAACCUGAUCGAGAGGGCCUGGCGAUAAUAUUUGCGGUCACGAAAUUUCAUCGCAUGGUCUUUGGGCGCAAGUUUCGGCUCCAAACCGACCAUGCACCGUUACUUCGUAUAUUCGGCUCGAAAAAGGGUAUUCCCGUGUACACCGCCAACAGAUUGCAACGGUGGGCCCUGACGCUGCUUAUGUAUGAUUUUACCAUCGAAUACGUGGCCACGGAGAAGUUCGGUCACGUGGAUGUGUUAUCUCGCCUUAUCAACCAACACGAUGAUGUCAGAGAAGUUCAGCAAAGUACAGAGAACGAUCCGGUUCUCAGUAAGGUGGUUCAGUACAUUCACCAGGGCUGGCCAUCCAAGCAGACCGUGGCAUCCAAUCCUGAGCUGCAGCAAUUCUACAACCGACGGGAAUCGCUCACUACUGUACAGGGAUGCGCACUUUUCGGUGAGAGACUAGUUAUUCCGUCUCGUCUACGAAAACGUUGUCUGGAUCAGUUACAUACUGGCCACCCGGGAAUCGGAAGAAUGAAGGCCAUUGCUCGAAGCUACGUGUACUGGCCUGCGAUUGAUGCUGAAGUCGAAAAGGCCGUUAAGGCGUGCACACAGUGCGCGCUUGCUGCAAAGUCAUCCCCUCGAGUCGCACCUGUACCUUGGCCAAAACCACAACGGCCAUGGGAACGGGUCCAUGUGGUCUACGCCGGACCGCUCGAUGGAGACUAUUUUUUAUUGGUAGUGGACUCCUUCACCAAGUGGCCCGAAAUAGUGCAAACAAGCCACAUCACAACCACAGCAACCACCAAGAUUCUGCGAAGCCUUUUCGCACGCAUGGGGAUGCCAGAGCUGCUAGUUUCCGAUAAUGGCACACAGUUCACCAGUGCCAUGUUCGGAAAAUUUUGUAGUAUGAACGGCAUUGAACACACCACUACGGCACCGUUUCACCCGCAGUCGAACGGGCAGGCGGAACGGUUUGUUGAUACCUUCAAAAGAGGUAUCAAGAAAAUUCGAGAAGGGAAAGGUCCGAUUCAGGAAGCAUUGGACCUGUUUCUGUUGAAGUACCGAAGCAAUCCAAAUCCGGCAGUCUCGGGUGGAGUAUCGCCAUCAGAAGCAUUGUUUGGACGUCGAAUCCGAACCAACCUCGAACUGCUGCGGCCACCAACAGAUCGUCAGCAAGCAGAACAAGAAGAAGACCAGCAGAAACCCCGAAGCUUCAACAAGAAAGAUCCAGUGUAUGUAAAGGUUUACAACCGGAACUCGUGGUCAUGGGUUCCUGGCACCAUUGUAGAACAAAUUGGAGGAGUGAUGUAUGAUGUGCGAACCGAAAAACGUCGUUUAGUACGGUCACACGUUAAUCAGCUGAGAAAACGGUUACCGAGAGCUGAAUCUUUUGAAGAAACGUCGGGUUCGCCAUCCAAUCCGCUCCCUUUGGAUGUUUUGUUAAGCGCUUGGAACUCACCGAGCACAUCUGUUUUACCAUCAUCGGCUACGUUUUCCCCUGUGUCUCCAGCAUUGACGAUUCCGUCAAUAUCACCACUACGAUCAUCGGUUCCUGCUAGUCCAGACAGUUCAGUUUGCCCUAUGGAUAUGGGCGAGCCACAAACACCAGUCAUUCGCAGCAAUCAACAACCAAGCAUCGCCAGCAAUUCCCAAGUACAGCCACUGCGACGUUCUUCGCGCCUUAGAAGAUCGCAUCCGCGGUUCGAUGUGUACUAUCGCUAUUGA
This is a messenger RNA of Wyeomyia smithii (pitcher-plant mosquito), 4083 nucleotides long. RefSeq lists its product as uncharacterized. Lineage: Eukaryota; Metazoa; Arthropoda; Insecta; Diptera; Culicidae. The transcript is spliced from 6 exons. The coding region runs from base 1 to 4083 and encodes 1360 amino acids. Gene Ontology annotation, biological process: DNA integration. Gene Ontology annotation, molecular function: nucleic acid binding. The record is from RefSeq and is a predicted model, not a curated record.